AUGUAUCUAAGAGAUAUGAACCCAGUAAAGCUUGGUUAGCAGAUCAGAAAGAUACCAUUUAUUUUCAACUAUUUCGAAAAAGAGAUGCUUUUGAAGAAAGAUUAUGGUUCUAAAUUAAGAACUUAAUCUAGUCCACAAUAAUAUAUAGUAAUAGAAAGACAUAUAAUUAAAAUGGAUAACUAUACUGAAUUAGACAUAGAUUUUUGGGGUAAUACCGAGGAAAGAAUGAGUAAGAGGAUAACUAUUGACUAUAAUUUAAGAAUUGAGGAUUAAGAUGAUUGCUUGAUUGUUGAUUUCGCUAAUGCUUUUAUUGGAGGAGGCACUUUGGGAAAGGGAGCUGCUUAGGAGGAGAUAUUGUUCCUCAUAUUUCCUUAAGCUAUUAUAAGCAUGCUCAUAUGCGAAAAAAUGGAUUACAAUGAAUCUAUCUACAUUCAUAAUAUUCGAAGAUAUGCUGACUACUUGGGCUAUACAACUUCUUUAGAAUUCUAGGAAAUGCCAAACGAAUCUUUUUACAAAAAUAUAAGGAAAGAUUUUAUUGCAAUGGAUGCAAUCCAAUAUUUUGAUGGCAAAACUGACUCUUAAUUCAAAUUAUAAAACAUUCUUACUGAACUAAAUAAAUGCUUUAUUGCCUUUAGUCCCAUUGAAUUAUGCAAAUAUGAUACUAUUUCAUCAGGGAAAUGGGGUUGUGGGGCAUUUAAAGGUGAUCCUUAGUUAAAAUUUUUGAUCUAAUGGAUAGCAGUUUCUAUUGUUAACAGACCCUUAAUUUUUGCCACUCUUAAAGAUCUAAAUAGACUUGAGAAGCUUCCACAGAUAAUAAAAACUUUGGGGAAUAAAGAAGUUAAAGAUGUAUUUGGUUAUUUAGUAAAAUACUCUAAUGGAUUUUAGGAGUUUAACUUAUUCGAUUCCAUUUUGAAAAUGGUUGAAGAGGAUGAAUUUAACGAAAUUAAAUCUAAGUAAAGAGAGAAGAAUCGCUUAUUUAAAAUGGAAUGA
Stylonychia lemnae is the source of this 990-nucleotide messenger RNA. The record is from the annotation of a GenBank genome assembly. NCBI's taxonomy places the organism in Eukaryota, Ciliophora, Spirotrichea, Sporadotrichida, Oxytrichidae.